Molecule: messenger RNA, 5842 nt
Organism: Xenopus tropicalis (tropical clawed frog)
Lineage: Eukaryota; Metazoa; Chordata; Amphibia; Anura; Pipidae
Gene: dtx1
Product: deltex 1
Exons: 10
Coding region: 1188-3059 (623 amino acids)
Biological process (GO): protein ubiquitination; Notch signaling pathway
Cellular component (GO): cytoplasm
Molecular function (GO): ubiquitin protein ligase activity; zinc ion binding; metal ion binding
Source: RefSeq, a predicted model, not a curated record
CCUGUCCUCCCCUCCUCCAGCACUGGCAGCUCCUGCCCCUUACUCUCGCUCACAGCUAAGUGCCUUUGCUCUCUAUUUCUCUCUUCCUCCUCUCUCCUUUUCAGUUAUUCUCAUUUAUUUCUAAGUCCCUUGAGUAGAUGCAGAGGCUGCAGUGCUGCUGAGAGACCCAGAGAAUCAGAUAGACUGGAAGAGGAAUGCAGAGAAAAAUUGUGUGUAAGAGAGAUGGAGCCUGACACACAAACAGGGACACAGAAGAACUGUCACAAACAGCUCUCACAGAGACCAUGAGGAGCCACAUAGUGACUGCAAGACGAGGAGGGAGACGGUGCAGCUAGUAGAGGCUGACAGGGGCUGAAGCAAGGAACUGUAGCAUGCUGUGUGCCACAUAAUCACCCAGAGAGAAGGCAGGAGGUGACAGAAAUAAUAUCCACAUCGUUCUUUUGUUUGAUUUCUGCACUCACAAAUCAGGGUCAUCACUUGAUUUCUGCAGCCUGCGCCAGAUAAUGCCUGUAACCCUAUUUGCCAUCUACAGAAAACCAACAUAUUUGCAUUCAGUUGUUGUAUUUGCAGUAUUUGAGUAAUCUCCAAGGUAGUUGCAUUUGCACAACCCAACGGUGACAUCUAUCUCCCACGCACUGGGAGACACACAGCAGCUCACUUGCCUCUGGAUCCCCCCUUUCCACCUGAAGAUAGCGCGACCUAAGCAUCUGUAACUCCCAUCUAUCCAGGAUCUACUAGCGCAGUGGUGGGGGGGGGGGGGCACUGGAUCAUAUAGCCACUGGGGCUUCUGAGCAGCACUAAUUAAUUUGGGAAAUCAAGCUCCAGGCUUGCAGGGAUACAUCUCCCGUUUCUCUAGAGCAAGGAACGAGGGGGGGGGGGGUGCAAAAAAAAUAGAAUCGCUUCCUGUUCCACCGCUAUUAUUCCUGGAAACUGACUUGAUCCUCGUCCCACUUAUAAAUCCAUCCUUGGGUAAAACUCAAAUAUCAUCAAGACUGAAUCUGCUUUUUUUAAAAAUUGAAAUAUUUUGAUGACUGGAUUAAUAUAGAGAGACCCCAUUCUGAAUAAGGUGGUUCAUCAAAACUUUCUUAAUGGCCUGUACCCUUUUAACCCUACCUAGAUUUCUAACACUGUAUCAGUGUCGCUGGGACCAAAGGCCCUUGUGAUUACAUAUCACUCUCACUCUUGAUAUGUCACGGCCAGGUGUCCUUUUGCCAGUCAACGGGCAUAACUUUGGUAGCCAGGGGGGCCCUCCUCGUGUUGUAGUCUGGGAGUGGCUGAAUGAACAUGGACGCUGGAGACCCUACACUGCUACUGUGUGUCACCACAUCGAGAAUGCCCUUCGAGAGGAUGGCCGGGGACGGGUGGCCUUAGGGCAAGUAGAUGCCCAGCUCACACCCUAUGUUAUCGACCUGCAAACUAUGCACCAAUAUCGUCAGGACACAGGAACAGUUCGGCCAGUGAGGCGCAAUUUUUUUGAGCCAUCCUCUGCCCCAGGGAAGGGCAUAGUUUGGGAGUGGGAAAAUGACGCGGGUUCCUGGACCCCUUAUGAUACAGAGAUCUGUAUUGCCAUCCAGAAUGCCUACGAGAAACAGCAUCCUUACCUGGACCUCACAACCCUUGGUUUCUGUUAUUUGGUUCAUUUCCAUAGCAUGUGCCAAGUCAACCGCCAGACCCACCGUAAGCGCAGGCUAAGGAGACGUAUGGACCUGGCAUAUCCACUCACCAUGGGUUCCAUACCAAAGUCCCAAUCUUGGCCUGUGGGAUCUGGCUCAGGAUUGCCCUGCUCAUGUCCUCAGUGCCUCCUUGUUAACAGCACUAGAGCAGCCUCCAAUGCCAUAUUGGCAUCUCAGAGGAUCAAAGUUCCACCUGGUCCUCCACCUGCCUUGCCUCCUCCACCCCCUCCCUCCAUACAUCCGCCUGGUUUGAGACAAAGCAAUACCUACAGUGGAGGAGCAGCAGGCUGGGGAAGAACAGGAGAAGGAGUGCGAUCUACAGGAGGUAUCAGAAAUGGCUCUGGAUUCUCCCGCAGUCAGAGUGUGCCAGGUGCAGCGCCAUAUCCAGGACAAAACAACCUUAACAGGCCAGGAGAACAGAGAACUAGUGGGAGCAGCAGCAGAGCAUCUAUUCCACCAGGCGUUCCUGCUCUCCCUGUGAAGAACCUUAAUGGUUCGGGUCCUGUACACCCAGCAUUGGCAGGAAUGACUGGUAUUUUAAUGUGUGCAGCUGGAUUACCUGUCUGCCUGACAAGAGCCCCCAAACCUAUUCUGCACCCUCCUCCUGUCAGCAAAGAGGACAUCAAACCUGUUAGUGGCAUUAGUGGCAUCUGUCGGAAAACUAAGAAGAAACACUUGAAAAAGAGUAAGAACCCAGAAGAGGUGGUGCGCAGAUACAUACAGAAAGUAAAGUCUCCUCCCGAUGAGGAUUGCACCAUUUGCAUGGAACGUCUGGUCACUGCAUCAGGUUAUGAUGGUGUUCUCAGUCAUAGAGGCAUUCGUGGUGAGCUGGUUGGAAAGCUUGGAAAGUGUAACCACAUGUACCAUGUGCUGUGCCUGGUGGCCAUGUAUAACAAUGGGAAUAAGGAUGGUAGCUUGCAGUGUCCAACUUGUAAAGCAAUUUAUGGAGAGAAGACAGGCACACAACCUCCAGGGAAGAUGGAAUUCCAUGUCAUCCCACACUCUCUGCCUGGUUACCCAGACUGUAAAACCAUACGCAUCGUAUAUGAUAUCCCAAGCGGCAUGCAGGGGCCUGAACAUCCUAACCCUGGCAAGAAGUUUACAGCCAGAGGAUUUCCACGACACUGCUAUCUACCAGAUAAUGAUAAGGGGAGAAAGGUAUUGCGACUCCUACUGGCAGCUUGGGAACGGCGCUUGAUAUUUGCCAUUGGUACCUCAAGCACGACAGGGGAAUCCAACACAGUUGUGUGGAAUGAGAUUCACCACAAGACGGAAUUUGGGUCCAACCUGACAGGCCAUGGUUACCCAGAUCCCAACUAUUUGGACAAUGUUUUGGCUGAACUUCAUCGUCAGGGCGUCAUGGAGGAGAGAUGCCUCCCAUACUGAUGAUGGCACUGGCAGUUACAUAGCUGUGCAUAUAAAAGCCAGCAGGUGCAUACCAUUGCCCAUCUGCAGGAGGGUGAUUUUCUGCACACCAGAAAAAUCCAGUUUUUUUCAGGUGCUGCAGUUCUGGAGAAACCUUUGUCACUAAAGGACAAAAUUCAGAGAAUCAUCACAAUAUGAUGCAGAACAUCACAUAAACCAAGUGGGGUGUGAAGACAAUGUCAAGAUGGCCUAAAAUCAGACACUGGCAGAGCAUAUGCACUUGUCCACAGUACACAGUGCUGCUAAGGAGGAAAGCAGAUGGCACACAGACAAAGGACUCAAGCCAACUGGCGCAGUGAGGAAGAGGGUUCUACAACAGAACAUUCCGAGGGGUGAAAAAUGAAUGAGUCCCAUAAUUAUAUAUUUAAAAAGCGGGUGCUAAGAACAUCCAGUGUUGGUUUUCAUCACAAUUGUCUCCAGCCAGGAAGUAAUAUUUUGGUCCUUGCAUCUAAGCUUCCUCCCACUUUAAAGCCCAGGCCCAGUAAAGCUCCUUCUGUCCUGCUGUCUGCAUGAUCUGAGAAUAUGUUUGAUGAAUCUGUGUUGAAAAGGACACUAAGCUUCAGAGGAGUAUGUAUAGCCACAGGACUGCUGUUCUGACCACUAUAUAUAAAAUACAGAGUGUUAGAAAUGAGCAAUAAGGCAUUCAUUUUAAACCCUUCCCCAAGAUCUGCACAAGGUUGUGAGCAAUGCAUAUUAAAGGAACAGUAAUGCUUAGAUAUGUUGCUCCGAUAUGACACAUAAUGCUAUAUAUAUAUUUCUAUAUGUAAAUGCAAAAGGCUCUGAAACCUGUUAUUUGAAGUCCUGCAUGCCCAUUCCUGAAGCACUGGGAGAAACGGGGUUUCCUGCAGCUAAGGCAGUGUUUGAGUUCACUUUAUAGAAUGUUACUUGUGGUUUGGCAUUCCAUGUGGCAUAAAUGCAAGUUGAUCUGUUUUUAAAGAAAUGUUGUGUUUCUUGUGUGUUAAAAGAGCAGUUUGUAACAAUCACACUGAUGGCUCUGCAGAUGUUGGAGAACAACUCCCACCAUCCCACCAACGGCCGAAGGACAACUGUGGUUUGUCCAUGCUUGCUACAGACUAUUUUAUGUAUCUUUUGUUCUGCUAUGUUUGGAAACUUUUAACUAUAUGUUUCAUUUGUACAACAAGACCGUUAAUAUAAACAUAUAUCAAUUUGAAGCUUUACUGUUCCAUUAAUGUGCAAAACUGCUAAGCUUUGUGGUCCCUAACAAAGUCUUUUCAGAAAAUAUUCCAAAAAUAUCUUAAGGGUUCUCUUGCCAACCCAGGCAUUAAAUACUUUAAAUCAUUUCUCUUUGAAAACGUGUUUUAAUUUCUGUAAUAAUUCUUCUGUGGUAGGAUAUCAGUGGUGCACCACAAUCUCCAUAAGCACUUCCUGCAGAACCUGUAAAGGCCUCUGUUAGCCUUUGUAACUACUGGCUAUACAACACCUCAGCCAAGACUGGACUGACCUACCAAAGGGCCAAGGGAUCUCAAAUUGGGACCUGGCCAUACUUGGCUUCUUUCUUGCAGAAUGCCCAUCAGCUCAUCCUUAUUUCAACUUUUGGCCAUUAUAAAAACCUAUACCUUCUGGUACUGUCUAUAUCUACCUGCUGUCAGAAUGGGCCCAGGGUGUCAGGUUCUCUGGUAGAACCUAGGAGACCCAGUCCAAAGCUGACUUUAUAUGACCCCUGCUUUAGUCCUUGGGAAUGUAACUUAAAACGUUUCCAUAUCUUAAAGCUUCCAUACAAAGGCAAACUUUAGGUUAUCCCAAUUGAUGCCUGCUGUUGGCACCCACGUGGGCAUUUCUGAACUUGGGGGGAACUUGAGGGAACUGCAGCCCCUCUCUCCCUGUAGGAUGAGACAUCAUAUAUAUUAAGUGAGAAGAGGAUUAUCAUUCUGCUCAGACUACCUAUGAUCUGGGGGGACUCACAGCAUACAGACAACCUCCCAAGAUGGUUAGACAGUAGGCCAGGAUCAGCCAUGAGUGUUUAACCAUGCUCAACUAUGGUAAUUGUGUUCAGAUACAAUGUACUAAGAUAUUCGUGUGAAAACAGAUAACUAAAUACAUUUUUGGUCUCACCACCCUCUUCUUUGCAAACACGUAAUUUUUAAAACAUAUACACUGCCAAAAAGAAAUUAGAGAGAAAAUUACCCAUAACUCUUCAUCUACCUCCAUCUUUACUUGGUCCAUAUGCACAGGUAACUGCCAAAGACAACCCCAACCUAAUAAUUGCUGCCAGAAUAAAGGAAACAGUUUUCCUCUCUGUAAUGUUCUCAAUGGAUUGUCCUUGAAUGAUGCUGCUUUCCCAUACUAGCCUGAUAUUAUCAGUCAGCCUAUUUAGUGUGCAUGUCUGUUUGCCUUGCAUUUCAAACCAAUGCACUGAAUCCAUUUCAAGUAAUACGUUUUCAUCCAGUUUCCCUUAAAUAUGCCAAUGUCCCCUUAGCUAUUUUUCCUUAUGAAGCAACCACAGAAGUUGAAGACUGGGCAGCUGGACUUGAUCAGCAUAUUUCUGCAUUACUCCAGGCAUAAUGGGUUGGUAUUUGCUUAAUGAACUCAGGAAUCAUACUUUAAGCGUUUGCUUUUUACAUGUUUCCCUUGUUUUGGUAGUCAAAUGUAACCUCAAUAUAUGGACUGGAAUUGCUAAUAUGCAGACAAAUGCACGUCUAAAGUACUGCACGUAUGGAUUUCCCUUAAAGGCGUAUAAAUAAAUUGUGCUUAUACUUUGGAGCAGUAAAGCACCAUGAAAACAA